Molecule: messenger RNA, 261 nt
Organism: Durusdinium trenchii
Lineage: Eukaryota; Dinophyceae; Suessiales; Symbiodiniaceae
Source: the annotation of a GenBank genome assembly
AUGAGUAUGCCGUCUAUAGCUUUCUUGAGCGCCACUUUCAGAAAAACUUCUUCCACGGCUCGGCGGUGUGCACCUGGCUGGGCUUCGCCUGCACCUUUGUGGCGCGACCCUUUGGCGGCCUGGUCUUGGGCGUGGUUGGCGACAUCUUCGGCCGAAAGGCUUCGGCGCUCUUGUCGAUCUUCGGCAUGGUGGUUGGCACCGUGGGUCAAGGCGUGCGCCGCGAAGAGCCGCGAAGAUGGCUGCGAAGAUGGCACUUUUUGA